GGCCGUUUUUCGCUUUUUAGCACGCAGCAGUGGAAAGCCCAGUGAUCUUAUCCAUUUGCAUCCAAAGAGGAAGUAGCAGCCUGUUGGUCUUUGCUUCGCUUGAACAUCCAAGAUUAACACUUUAUUUAGUUUUCCCUAGAAUCCAGCUGACACUGGCAAGUGAGCUUGUCUACUCAGGAAUGUUUGUUUUAGUGGCAUGCUGUCUCCUGUUAGCACUUUCAGUGUCUGAUGGAACUUUGGUUCAUGAUAUCAAUGCUACUGUCGGGGACUCAGCGCUUCUCCAAUGUAGCGCGAACAUGUAUCCUACUGAACUGAGGAAUCUACGCUUUUACUGGCAAGAUGACAGAAAUGUUGUUUUGUAUUCUUUCAAAGAAGGAAGGGCCAUGGCAGAGCAUGCAAAUGAACUUUAUCUGCACAGGAUCACAGCUUUCCCACAGGACAUGAAAACAGGAAAUGUUUCAGUCAAAUUAAAAAACCUAACACUUGAAGAUAACGGGAGAAUUUUUCAGGCUUUUGUUGCAGUUUCUGAGAGUGGAGGGAUGAGGAGGCAGAGACUGAUCUGCGAAAGUAACUUACAUGUUGCAGUCCCUUACAAGAACGUCAGUCUGGCUUUAAAUUUUGAAACAAUGACAGCAGUGUGCACUACAAAAAGAGGAUUUCCUGAACCUUUGGUACAGUGGAUGCUCCACUUCUCUAACAACUCCUACAAUAUUAUAGACUCGAAGGAUACACACAAUACAGCAAUGCAGGACCCUCAUGAUAGUCUCUACAGUUUCAACAGCACUAUACAUAUUCCUGAAGGACCUUAUCAUUCUGUGACCUGUCUCAGCCACAACCCUACUAUAAGAAUGACUUUGAAUACCACCUGGAUUUUAAACAAAGGUGCAGCAAUGUGGAGCCUGCAUGUCUGGGCUGAAGGGUUGAUAGUAGCUGUUCUUCUGCUAGCUUGAGUUGUGUUUUUUUUUUGCAUUUUAAAUUAUUUUCAAGUUUUCAAUUGUCAAAUGUUACAGAAAUUCUGAGACCCACAUGCAGACAGAAAACACAGCACACAAAUGUUAAAAUAAAGUAAGUUCAUUUGUAUAAACGAUCAUUGGUGAGCAGGAAGGAUUAGUACUGGCAAGGGGAACUGAUGUAAUGACUAGGAGAUACGGCGACAACUAUAGGGAAACAAUCAUGCAAAUACACUGACACAUUAGAAGCAUGGUUUGCUAAACUAUAAAAGACAAUGAAGACUUAAACUUCCAAAUUUAUCAAAUAUCAGAUUGAGAACUAACCAGAACUAAGUACCACAGAAUCAGGAAAGAAACAGAGACGGAAACCUGGGGCCAGAGAGACACGCGUACGGUGCAACACAGAAUACUAAAUCCAGGACAUAAUACAAACAGAGCAUGCAACAUAGAAGCACAAAUACAGAGUAAUUGUGAGGAGGAGGGGCUUUUGUCCAUUGAUGUCUGGGCUCACAGAUCAGACUGCAGACAGAGACCAUUGGAACUUUACAAGUGUCACUUCACAGUGUGCACAGCUUUUAGCCGAACUACUCUCAAAUUACAAUGAUACAACAUAUGCAGGCCCUUUUCCGAAGACAGUGCAGUGACAGACAACUUUUAAAAUAAAUAUUUGCUUUUAAUGAAUGUUUCAGGAUACACUGACUUUCCUUCCAUACAUAAAUGAUAAUAAGCUGGCUUUAUUCAUUGUUAUGUCUGUUGUUUCAUUUUUAUUUACUUUACUCAUGGAAUUAUUGUAAGAAUCAACCUUAUCAUUUAUAAGGUUGAUUCUUACAAUAAUUCCACUACGAUUAACAUUGUUGCAUUUAAGCAGGAAAUUGUAAACACUCAGGAAUAAUCCACUUUGUACACAAUUCUCCAGAGGAAAUAUUUGGGCUUUUGCUGAAAGCAAAACUGUAUUGUCAGCUCUCAGCUCUGUGCACAGCACUGUUGUUUGCUGUGCAGUGAAAGCGUUUAGUUUCAUAAAGGUGUGUAUUAUCCCAAUGAUACAAUGCUUCUGCUGUGCCUUCUGCAUAAACUGUACACACCCACUCGCUCUGCCUGGUGACAGUAUCUUCGUGAUGCUACAGUUAAAAAACGUUAAGAAGAAAAGAAACUGGUUUUCUAUUUGUUUUUUAGUGUACAGCGUGUCUAAAAGCAGAUUUCAGGAGUAAUGAUGUCGUGUGAGUUGGUGAUGCUUUGACACUAAAGGAGAUGGAGAAGAUUUGAAAAUCAGGAGCCAGAGCUCAGCACCGAUUGGCCUCUGCCCAACUUAGCCAUUGGAUAUUGUAUUAGAUGAUUUGUUCUUUUAUUGUGAAUGCCACACACAGUGAAGUUCUUUUGUGAAAAUACAGAGAGAGAGAGUGAGAGAGACAGAGGAAAUAGAGGGAGAUUGGGGUAAACUGACCUGGAUACACUUUUUCCUGUUUUUUCUUAUGUUAUGACCCCAGAGCCUUGGUCCUGCAUCCUUUCCCUUGCAGGUUUAGUUACCUCAUUCAUACAGAAAGUUUGACUGUUUUUAGCAAUUUAUCUGAACAGAAAGUCAAGUAAAAUCACUGAGACCUGAAAUCCGAAGGCCUGGUACCAUCUCCCUAAUAGCCUCAGCAAAAGACAGGCAGACAGAGGGUCACUGAGUGAUAGAUUAAAAGACAAAGAGAGGAAGAGAAGACAGGGAAACAAAAGAGGAAGUAAAGAGAGAGAUCUCUCACUAACAUAAAAUUGUCUCUGUUCACACCACAUGAAUUUAUGACAGUGAUCUUGCCAGUUGAAGAAGUGGCUUUCUUUUCUCUCCCUGCAGACAGUAGAUUGUAGAGUUGACAAAAUGUCUCCCCAAGAAUCUUCCCAUCGUAAUAUUUACUUCUCCCGAGUUGCUUCGUCUAGGACUGCCCCAUAUGAAAUAAUGCCUAGAUGAUGUUUGUGUUGCCUCCUCAUUAUGUGGUCUAUGGAUUCUUAGAGCAUUUGUAACCAUUUGUAUUUCUAGUAACAAUUCAGGUUCUUUAGUUAGUACACCUGGAAAUCACUGAAUCGAAGAAAUUGACUUUUAUACUCCAAAUAAAAGAUUGUGUCCAAAAUAUAGCUUAUGGGCUGACAGGACCUCACACUAAGGAACAAAACACACUUGAAAAACAACUAACAGAAAUACAGAGUGUUGACCAUAACAAAUGUAUGUAGUAAUAUUUCAAAUCAUACCUUUGACACGCUCUAUAUAUAGUUUGUGUUAGUUAAGUAUCAAGGUUAAAAUGUCACAGAGCAAUAUAUCUGUGCAAAAUGCAAUAGUUCAUUAUUUAUAUGAAAGACAGUUAUGACAUGACACAGAUUUUGUCAUACAAUUUAAUAGGGCUUGAGGCAUACUCAGAUGUUUUACGUAAUGUGGAUGUAAGACUAGAUAUAGCUGACACCAUAUAAUAUAUAUGGAAAAUGGUGGCUUAAUAUUGGACCUGGCAUUAAGCAUAUUUUUAAAAAAAACAAACUAAUUGUUGCUAGAAUAUAUAAAUAAUAUCUCUGAGUUCUUGAGAUUUUGGCACUGUGCUCAGACCUGGACUCAAGCACAAACAGGCUGAGGCACCUCAACUUAUAUGUUGCCCAUGAUCAAUAGAGGUGUGUUUAAGAUGCAACCCAUAUGGCUGCACAGUUGUGUGUGUGUUGUUGAGUUCACUUUUGAAUUUUUGAAACAGUGACAGAGAAUAGGUAUCAGUACCAUGCUGGCAUGCUGGAGUAGUGUACUGUUGUGUCAAUGUGUGUGUGUGUGUGUGUGUGUGUGUGUGUGUGUGUGUGUGAGAGAGAGAGAGACCAUUGUCACAGGGGGAGGGUCUGAGGACUAGGGUAAUGUCAGCCAGGGACAUUAAGCUGUUUAACAAACUGGCUUAGAGGGCACAGACUGGGGAAAAUGCCAUUUGAAUUAGCUAAGCAAACAAGGAAAGGAUUUUCUGCUUUGUCUGUUAAGGACAGAAAGCUGAUUUUGCAUGGACAUAUGAUACUGCUGAGUCACACUUGGAAGGUCCGGGGUCAGACAUUAGUACAAAGCUAAAUUUUUUAAGACUUUGCGUGGUCACUCAUUUAGACACCAAAAACUGCCUUACUUCUUUAUGUGUUAUAUUUUGGGAUGGUGUUGUCAUUCAGUAGAAUGUCAUUGUCUUUAUUGGAAGUAACGUGGUAUGGUAACAGUCAGUCAAGAUAAGGUAGCCGUUGUGUAUUUUACACAACAGCAUUAGCUAUAUUUGUCUCCCAGCCUUGAUACUACUUCGGGCUCUAGGGAUUGCAAUGUCAGUCUAUCAGUUAGUCCAGUGAAAUAAAAUGUCUCAACAAUUAAAAGCUGAACUGCCCAAAAAAUGGUUGUACGGAUAUGCAUGUUCCUAACAGGGUCAUUUCUAAUAACUUUGUGAUGCACUGACUUUUCAUCAAUCACAACCAACAGAUCAAUAAAUAAUUGAAAAAAGUGA
Stegastes partitus (bicolor damselfish) is the source of this 4423-nucleotide messenger RNA. Its product is annotated as butyrophilin-like protein 2. The coding region runs from base 180 to 950 and encodes 256 amino acids. Gene Ontology annotation, biological process: regulation of cytokine production; T cell receptor signaling pathway. Gene Ontology annotation, molecular function: signaling receptor binding. The record is from RefSeq and is a predicted model, not a curated record. The transcript is spliced from 4 exons. Gene Ontology annotation, cellular component: external side of plasma membrane. Lineage: Eukaryota; Metazoa; Chordata; Actinopteri; Pomacentridae.